This is a messenger RNA of Uranotaenia lowii, 1229 nucleotides long. Its product is annotated as ribosome biogenesis regulatory protein homolog. Gene Ontology annotation, biological process: ribosomal large subunit export from nucleus; endonucleolytic cleavage in ITS1 to separate SSU-rRNA from 5.8S rRNA and LSU-rRNA from tricistronic rRNA transcript (SSU-rRNA, 5.8S rRNA, LSU-rRNA); ribosome biogenesis. Lineage: Eukaryota; Metazoa; Arthropoda; Insecta; Diptera; Culicidae. Bases 131 to 1171 code for a protein of 346 amino acids. Gene Ontology annotation, molecular function: protein binding. Gene Ontology annotation, cellular component: nucleolus; nucleus; preribosome, large subunit precursor. The transcript has 4 exons. The record is from RefSeq and is a predicted model, not a curated record.
AAUGUCAGUCGCUUCAGGUAAACAUUCAGUUCAUUCCAUUCGAUUGUAUCGCGAAAACGUGUUAAUUUAUAACAAGUAACCUUCUAGUUUGUCGUUGAUUUUAGGCAUUAUUUGCCAAUAAAUUACAGUAAUGGAUAUCGUAAAAGAAGUAUUGGACAAGCAGCGAAAAGAUUUGGAAAAAUAUAAACCUAUCACGGUUGAAAAACACCUGGAAGUUGCAACUGAUUUGGGACAUCUAAUGGUAACCGACCCAAACUAUUUCGACGACGAAAAGUUCAAAGCCGACCAUGAACAAUAUUUACUGGAUUUAACGCGGGACAAUACCCAGUUGCUUAUUAACAGCAUCUGGGAACUGCCAACGGAUCGUCAGGACGAAUACAUAGUAGCCAAACUGCCAGUACCGCGGACCGUUCUACCCAGAGCACGAAAGUUACCGGUACCUAAACCGCUGACCAAAUGGGAACAAAUAGCCAAGGCUAAGGGAAUCAAAAAACGUACUCGGGACAAGAAGGUGUACGAUGAGGUGCUGGACAAAUGGGUACCAACGUACGGCUACCAGCGAUACAAGGCGGAGAAAGAGAAAGACUGGGUUCUGGAGGUACCCCAGAACGCCGAUCCCAACAAGGACAUGUUCCAAGAGAAGCGCGAUUUACGUAUUGAACGAAUUGCCAAGAAUGAAAUUUCUCGCAUGAAGAACAUUGCCCGAACCAAGAAAAUACAAACACUGCGAACAGGGUUUUUGGGGCCAGAAUCUGCAUCGGCUAAAGAGUUGGUCACGGCCGCUAAUAUUGCUAAGGCGUCGACGGCUUCAGUCGGUGUCUUCCAAGAGAAACUUUCAAACGAGAAGGUGGCCCGUGGUAUUGGAGUACGUGAGCUGAUUCCGGGUAGCAAACGCAAACGGACACCGCUAACACUGCCGGGUGAAAAGAAACGUAAUCUGGACAUUGUCAGUAAAGUGCUGAACAAAAAACCUAAAAUCGAUGUUGAGAAAGCCAUUUCUCUACAAAAAGCGGAAGCAAGAGCAGAACGAGAAGCUGCAUCGGCUGAAGGUGCACCGAAAAAGAAGCAAGGUAAAAAGGGUGCGAAGGGUAGCUUUGGCAGGAAGAAACCGAAAGGUGGUCAAGGCAAACGGAACCACAGCAAACGAGCAGUCGGUCGAAAGAGGCGUUAGAUGUUUUUAAUUUCCACAAUAUUUUAUUCGAAAGUCAUAAAAAAGAGUUAUUCCACAA